Messenger RNA from Zalophus californianus (California sea lion), 402 nucleotides. RefSeq names its product U6 snRNA-associated Sm-like protein LSm5. The coding region runs from base 1 to 402 and encodes 133 amino acids. Gene Ontology annotation, molecular function: RNA binding. The record is from RefSeq and is a predicted model, not a curated record. Gene Ontology annotation, cellular component: U6 snRNP; Lsm1-7-Pat1 complex; U4/U6 x U5 tri-snRNP complex. NCBI's taxonomy places the organism in Eukaryota, Metazoa, Chordata, Mammalia, Carnivora, Otariidae. Gene Ontology annotation, biological process: mRNA splicing, via spliceosome. The transcript is spliced from 2 exons.
AUGGGCAUAUACCAAGGAAAGCACGACAUAGCAAAGAAGAAACUGAGAGAGGAACUACGACAGUGCCAGAUAAAGCUGCUAAAGGACAGUUACUGUGUUAAUUACACAUGUUUUAAGUUUGGGACAGCCACGGCACCUAACACUACAACCAACCCCUCGCAGCUGCUGCCGCUAGAGCUUAUGGACAAAUGUACAGGAUCAAGAAUUCACAUUGUGAUGAAGAGUGAUAAAGAAAUUGUUGGCACACUUUUGGGAUUUGAUGACUUUGUCCGUAUGGUACUGGAGGAUGUCACUGAGUUUGAAAUCACACCAGAAGGAAGAAGGAUCACUAAAUUUGAUCAAAUUUUGCUAAAUGGAAAUAAUAUAACAAUGCUGGUUCCUGGAGAAGGUCCUGAAGUAUGA